This is a messenger RNA of Mytilus californianus (California mussel), 1759 nucleotides long. RefSeq names its product lachesin-like. Gene Ontology annotation, biological process: synapse organization. Gene Ontology annotation, cellular component: neuron projection membrane. Lineage: Eukaryota; Metazoa; Mollusca; Bivalvia; Mytilida; Mytilidae. The transcript has 7 exons. The coding region runs from base 195 to 1052 and encodes 285 amino acids. The record is from RefSeq and is a predicted model, not a curated record.
GUGAAAGUUCCUAACAGUAUUUAUUAUUUUCCGAUCUUUAAUUGUCUAGAAAUGAAAAGUGAACGAUAGAAAAUAUCAUCAAAUAAAAGAAAGGAAGUUACAAAGUCGUUCUCAUCUAAACUAUACAAGAUAUCAUAGAUUGUAAUUUUCUUUUUUAAUGGACACCUGAGUUAUUCUGAAGAUAUUUCGUACCAAUGGAUUUACUGAUGGCAGCUUUAAUUGUAUUAUGGAUUAUAAAAACAUUGUUAACACAACUGCGUGCCUUUUCUUUACAUUCACACCACCCUAGACUUUUGCCUGUUAAUACAACCGUGACUUUUCACAGAGAGGAAACUGCCAUCCUAGAGUGUGCAAUAGACCAUUUAGGAACGAAAACAGUAUCCUGGCGAAAGCUUCCAUACAUAACCCCAAUAACAACCGGAGUAACACGUUUUGCACAAGAUAGCAGGUAUGAAGCAGUUCACGUUCCCUGGAAAAAACAGUGGAAUUUAAGCAUCAAAAGCGUGCAGUUACAUGAUGCCGGUGUAUAUGAAUGUCAAGUUGGAACCCAUCGAAAAAUGUUACGACAAAAAAUAACGCUGCAUGUAAUAGAUGCUGUUUUAUUUAGGAAAGCUGAUAUAAGGAUAACAGGAACACAGUUUCCAGAAAAAGGAGGUAUUAUGUUUCUAUUUUGUAAUGCAACAGGCAGGAAACAUGCUCCCAAUAGAAUCGAUUGGUUUAAAAAUGGAGAGAGACUGUUUUCUGAACGAUCAGAGAAAAUGUCAAUUAAAAAGACUAUAUCUAUUGAUACCGGUGUCAUGACCAGCUCGUUAGUAAUAACAGAUGUACACCGUAGAGAUAAUGGGACGUAUGUCUGUAGAGCAACUAGUCUGGAGGAUGAAACCCUCAUAACAAGUUUGAAGGUUAAUGUUUCAAAUGGUGGAUCAAGUUAUCCAAAGAGAGAUGUCACAAGAACGGAUACUCUUGAAUCCAGUACUGCUCAAAUAACUUAUAUGCAUUCUACAGGUGGAUUGCUAUAUUUCUUUCUGAUAGUGUUACAUGUAGUAUGGUGAUACAAGAGCUGCAGUAAUAUAUGAAUCCGAGGUGCCUUAAUAACUAUAUUUAUUAUACAAAAAAAACACUUUGGUUUAGAAGCGAUCCUUGUCAAAUGCGGUGAAUCUGAACCAGAACUUGAAGUUGAGUACUCAAUUGAAUAUGUAUGAUAACCUUAUGUCAUUCAUACGAAAUAGAUAACGUGUAAGACUACUAGAACAAACUACACGAAGUUCUGUGAGUAGUUUGGAGUAAAAGUAAUGUGAACGUAAUUAUGUAAGACUACAAGGAUAAAAUACACGAGGUUCUUCGAGGAGUUUGGAGUAAAAGUAAUAUGAAGAUCAUUGUGUCAGACUACUAGAAUAAAACAGAAAUUUAUCGAAGAGUUUUGAGUUAAAGUAAUGUGAACGUGAACGUAUAAGACUACUAGAAAACAUACACUUAGUUAUUCGAAGAGUUUGGAGUAAAAGUUAUGUAAACGUGAAAGGGUAAGACUACUAGAAUAAAAUCAACAUUAACGAUGGUACCGUUUCAAUGAUUUCGGUCGGAUCUUUGUGAUUCAAGGGAAUGCGCCUGACAUGGACUAACAUAUUAUGCGGUUUUUGAUAAAUUGCAAAAAAAAAAUAUCAAUGGCAGUUAACACAGAGAUAAAUCAUCCAAUUGUUCAAAGACUUAACAGGCGGUUAUCAAAUUGUACUAUGUAUAUUCUUAAUAUAAGAAAAUUACU